AAACGAAUCAUUGAGAACAGAUCAUUUACACUCGGACCUGCCCCACGAGCUGCCACAUCAUUUUCGUAUCAUCCCAAGUGGCGGGGACUAUUCCGUUUAAAGAAUUACGUGUGUCUUAAAGAUGAUAAUUCGUUUGACAACACAAAGAAUUAUCCAACAAAAGGUCUACUUGAAAAUACUAGAUGGACCACCUUGAUGAACAUCUUAAACAAGGAAAACUCGACUGAGAGACCAUCUCCUUGGACGAUUAAAUGUCGUACUGACAUCGUACAGAAUAAGACUUGUUCACGGAAAAUCUCAUCUAGCGACCACUACGAAUCGCCAAAGAAUAUUACAACCAGAAUACCAAUUGUAAAUCAAGCUAGUUUCGUCAGCAAAUGA
Messenger RNA from Ambispora gerdemannii, 381 nucleotides. Lineage: Eukaryota; Fungi; Glomeromycota; Glomeromycetes; Archaeosporales; Ambisporaceae. The record is from the annotation of a GenBank genome assembly.